Thalassophryne amazonica is the source of this 1922-nucleotide messenger RNA. It is a transcript of the gene rab42b, whose product is annotated as RAB42, member RAS oncogene family. Bases 414 to 1085 code for a protein of 223 amino acids. The transcript is spliced from 2 exons. Lineage: Eukaryota; Metazoa; Chordata; Actinopteri; Batrachoidiformes; Batrachoididae. Gene Ontology annotation, molecular function: GTPase activity; GTP binding. The record is from RefSeq and is a predicted model, not a curated record.
CACAGUCAGUGCUCAGAGGAGCAGUAAAAAAAAAAAAAGUUUUACUCUGUUGGUCAGAGUUCUCCGAGGGAUUAGAAGGAUACCUGCUGGACAGUUUGCAAUGACUGUGGACAUAAACUGCUCCGCUGCCUGUGCGAUUUGUAAGGAGUGCCUCUUCUGGUUACUACUCAGCAUUAGGGGAUAGGUGGCACCGGCUGCUGGGAUUCUGGGCUGCUGAACUCGAGUCGGUUUUACCUUCUGCAACUCCAGCCUAAGCUGUACAGCGCUCACCUGUUCCUGACCUGACAACCUUCUUCCAAUCUUCGUUUUUUUUCCUGCUUUCACCUCUGAUAUACCCUACAUCUCCUAGAACUACCUCCUCUGUGACCCCAGGCGUCGUUGGGUCCUCCACACUCUUCCCCACUCCGCCAACGAUGGACCAAACGCUGUGGCAGUACCAGUUCAGGAUCAUCAUGCUGGGGGACUCCACGGUGGGCAAAUCCUCCCUGUUGAAGCGCUAUACAGAGGACCUGUUCAUGGAGGAGUCCAUGACCGAGACAGUGGGUGUGGACUUCUAUGUACACUUCCUAGAGGUGGAGCUUGGGGUCCGCAUUAAGCUGCAGUUCUGGGACACAGCUGGACAGGAGAGGUUCAGGUCAGUGACCCGUUCGUAUUACCGCAACUCAGUGGGAGGCCUGCUGGUGUUUGACAUGACCAGCCGAGCCUCCUUUGACCACAUUAAGAAUUGGCACUCAGAGGUGUGUGAGCAAGUGCGGCCGCACAAAGUCAUCUUCAUUCUGGUCGCCCACAAGAGCGACCGAGACGAGCAUGGGGAGAGGGCUGUGAGCCAGGAAGAAGCUCAGAAACUGGCAGCACAGCUCGGGAUACCCUACGUGGAGACUUCUGCCAAGACGGGUCAGAAUAUUAAAGAGGCCUUUGAGCUCCUCACUCGGCAGGUCUACCAGGGCCUUCUGAACGGAGAAGUGAAGCUACAAGAAGGUUGGGAUGGAGUAAAAUGUUCCAACCCACAGGCGCUACACUUACAGCGAAGCAGCCUGUCUCAGCCGAGUGCGUCGUCUGCCAAGAUCAAGAAGUGCUGCGGAUAAACCUGCUACUAACUAUAGAACCAAAAACUGGCUCCUUUCAAAUGGAAUUUUACUGUGAUGACAUAGGGAUGCUUGAUUUGUAAUACAUAAAAAAAAAAUAAAAACUGUAAACAAUGUUAAACCCCAUUUAGCCAGCGUAUGCCGAACAUAUAAGUUAUGGGUAAGUUUUGUAUAAGUUAAGAGCACAAUGAUAUACGUCAUAGUACAGCAAGGUGGUCAAAAAAUUUGGGGCAUGCACAAAAUUUUCAAUGUAUGCCAGCGUAUGGCUCAUAUAUCCUGCACUCGCAGGACAUAAGUUGUAAGUAAGUCAUACACACGCCCACACAAGUUACUUGUGAGCGACUCAUAAGUCAAAAUACGACAAGAUGUUUCGCGUACCCAAAACUUAUUUAUAAUAUAUGAGUAAUGUUUUGUGAAUCUGUGUAACUUACUUUGUAUAUGAUGUGUUCCCGACGACCACAGAACUUACUGAAUGUGUCAGCUACGUAUAAUGGCGUAUUAACAGGGAUUGGUAUAAAAAAUAGUGUCUUCCAACAUCAGCAUGAGCUCAUGAUUUGACAUUGCACCACCUGUAUGCCAACAGAGCCAGGAGAAGGACCUGGUGCGACCACAGCCUCAGGCAGAAGAGUUGUUGCCAGCAGAAGUUCAGCAGAGACCAAUGCAUCCCGCUUUGUCCCGCUGGACGCCACAGUAUAUUAAACAAGAGGAAUCCUAGAUUUCUGACAUCCGCCAAUCCGGACACGGAUCACCUCCAAAACUCAGUGGAGUCUUCCAUGCCCUAAUAUCUAUCUAUGGUGCAAUUUAGUGAGAAUCCGUGAAGCAGUUUUGACAUAAUCC